CUCAUAAGUGUGGGCAUCUCAGCUGAAAGUCUUGGCUAUAAAUAUCCAAAAAGCUGGCCCAGCUUCUCCUCUGUCGCAUCUUCCGGAGUUUCGCAGCGUAGCAGAUAAAGAUAUUGCAGCAUGGAUAGUCUUCACAGCUAUUGGCAGUUUGGCGACGAGCUUCGAGGUCAGUCAAAAGUUUCAGAGGAUCAUCAAUGGUCAACGGCUGCUAUGAAAUUGGCUCAGCAGAUAAGGUCCAAGGGUGAACGGAGGAAUAACCUAGACCUUUCGAAGGGCUCAUCUGAAAUUAGGCCCAGGGAUAAUAUAGGGUUUCAGGAAGAUAACAAGUGGGAAAGCCUUAACUUCUACAUGUUGAAUUUGGAUACCAAGAUGAAUGAAAAUACGUCGAAGAGUUCCAUUACAAAAGGCAUGUAUAACAUGAAUUCAGCUUAUCUUAAACCCAACGCCAACAACUUGGGAAAUGUGUCUUUAAGCAAGUUCAACAUUGGGAAAAACACAAAGGAAAGCAACAACAACAAUAACAACAGUGAGAGCGCCAAUGGGAAUAAUGCCACUGACAAAAGGUUUAAGACUUUGCCUGCUGCCGAGACACUGCCCAGGAAUGAGGUUCUUGGUGGAUAUAUAUUUGUUUGCAACAAUGACACGAUGCAGGAAGACUUAAAACGCCAGCUGUUCGGUCUACCUCCAAGGUACAGAGACUCUGUGAGGGCGAUAACACCAGGCUUACCCUUGUUCCUCUAUAAUUAUACUACUCACCAGUUACAUGGUAUCUUUGAGGCAGCAAGUUUUGGAGGUUCUAACAUUGAUCCAACAGCUUGGGAAGAUAAAAAGUGCAAAGGAGAAUCAAGAUUCCCUGCUCAGGUGAGGACCUGUGUUAGGAAAAUCUGUAAGCCUUUGGAGGAAGAUGCUUUUAGACCAGUUUUGCAUCACUAUGAUGGUCCCAAGUUCCGUCUUGAGCUCUCCAUACCUGAGACUUUGGACUUGCUAGACCUCUGCGAAAAAGCUGGUGUCUAGGAAUGCUGAAGUAAUGGACUAAUUGGCAUAAAGAAAUUGUAGCAGUGUAUGUGAAUGUUAUAGGUUGUGUUGUGCUUGUCAGUGGUGUGCUUUCCGCAGAUUUUCCAAAGCGCAAGCUUCGGUGGUAAGUCUGAAGGGACUUAGUUGUAGGAUUGUCUUUUGUAGCCAAAUAAGUGUAAUGGUUCUCUGUGGAGAUGUUUGCAAAGUAGCUUCACAAAUCUUGUACUAAGCUUGAGAAGUAAUUAUGAUUGUGUAAUGAGUAAAGAUCGUAUGUAUUUCUAUUUCUGCAUGGAACUCUGCGUAAUCCAAUUUGUGCAGUGAAUUCUGAACUA
Messenger RNA from Nicotiana tabacum (common tobacco), 1346 nucleotides. Its product is annotated as B2 protein. The record is from RefSeq and is a predicted model, not a curated record. Gene Ontology annotation, biological process: response to endoplasmic reticulum stress. NCBI's taxonomy places the organism in Eukaryota, Viridiplantae, Streptophyta, Magnoliopsida, Solanales, Solanaceae.